Ceraceosorus bombacis is the source of this 561-nucleotide messenger RNA. The record is from the annotation of a GenBank genome assembly. NCBI's taxonomy places the organism in Eukaryota, Fungi, Basidiomycota, Exobasidiomycetes, Ceraceosorales, Ceraceosoraceae.
AUGUUGAGUCCACUGACCCGAUCGGUCAAUCAAGGAGGUCGAGCAUCCGACCUCACCUUCAAGAACCCUCUUUCCCUUCUCAAUGCGCGCGAGGCAAUUCGCGCCAGAGCAGGCUCAAGAUUCGAUCCGCACGUGGAUCCCGAUAUGGACUACGAGUCCUGGGACUCUUCCUCUGGUGGUCACUCCAAAUCCGUCUUUGGCGAUGGUUCUUUCGGAAACUCUUCAGAAGCCCUGGCCAGCUUGGAUGCUGUUCUCGGUCGAUCAUCUCGAUCCAGCACCACCGACACAUCGGUCAGUGCUCAGGCCGAAGAAUCACCCACCGCCGCUGCAGCUUUUUCCAAUCAGGCAGAGAUUCAAGAGAGGAGCAAGUGGCUCUCGUCUGGCGUCAAUCUCAACUUUGAUGCAGAGGAGUUGUCGGAGCGAGACCUAAGAGUGAGGGACGCGCUAUUCGGGACAGUCAGGGGUAGCAAGCCCGGUCUGGAAGUGGUCAGGCAGAGAAUCAGAAGACGCAAGCAGAUGAUGGAAGAUGGUGGAGGUUUGGAGGGGCAAGGCACAUCGUAA